AUGGACCGGACCAGAGGUAUCGGCAAGAAUGGCACUCUACCAUGGCAUUUACCACAAGAUUUUAAACAGUUUGUACGCUUAACAACGGAAACGACCGACCAAAACAAAAGAAACGCCGUGAUUAUGGGAAGAAAGUGCUGGGAAAGCAUUCCAAACAAGUUCAGACCGCUGAAGAAUCGGCUGAACGUUGUCUUGAGCACUAGUAUUGCUCCUAGUGUAAGUUUGAGAAAGUUGGAAUUUUGAAUUUUGUUUAAAUUUGUUAAAUUUGAACGGAAAGAAGACAUUUUGCAAGCCUUUGUUAUAGUUCGCACUGUGCGAUUAGUCAAAGAGAUACAUAAAGAGAAAUGACGGCGUUUUCGAACCGUGCUUCCGUGGCGCAAUCGGUUAGCGCGUUCGGCUGUUAACCGAAAGGUUGGUGGUUCGAGUCCACCCGGGAGCGAGUACUUUUUGCGACAUUGUAAAUUGAUUUUUACUGUUUUUAUUGGAUCGAAAAAUUUAUUUUUGCGACUUUAAGAAUGUUAUGGUACUAGACUUUUGUAAAAGCCUCACAAAAGUAGUGAAAAACGUUUAAAAAUUGGCAAAAUGUAAGACUUUUAGUCUACAAUAACAUUUUUCAAUCAAAAAUUAAUGAAACAAAUAAUUUAGCAAACCGAUGACGUUGUGUUUUGCAAAUCUUUGGAAGACGCUCUACAAAUCCUCGAAUCUAACGACAAAAUCGAGACCAUUUGGAACAUUGGUGGACGACAAUUGUACCAACUGGGUCUGACAACUCCAAAUAUCCAUAAGAUCUACUUGACUGAAAUUCAAAAUGACUUUGAAACUGAUGUGGAUUUUCCCGACUUUGACAAGGACAAAUUUCAAGUCGAGUCGGUUGGAGAAAAGGUGGAGGAUAAGGGCCAGGAAUGGAAACUGAUCGUCUACAAGAACAAGGACACCUUGUUUUAG
Bursaphelenchus okinawaensis is the source of this 945-nucleotide messenger RNA. The record is from the annotation of a GenBank genome assembly. NCBI's taxonomy places the organism in Eukaryota, Metazoa, Nematoda, Chromadorea, Rhabditida, Aphelenchoididae.